CCGGCAGAGCAGAGCUGAGCAGCCCGCGUCCCAACACACAUGCAAUACAAUGAGGCAGUGUGUCCGCCGCCGAGAAGACAAAGCUGCAGGAGGAGACGAGGUUUUGCACAGGAUCAGGGACGUCUUGCUCGACUAAUCCGGGCAGAAUUGCUGAAGAAUGAGGCCCUAGUCUCUGUGUGACCAAGUUACGACCAAAAGGACUAGACUCUAGACCUCCAGUUCCAAAGCCAGGACACAAGAAUGAGGACCAAGUAUGCAGUCAUCUUCAUCUGUGUUGUGGCCCUGGUCAUCAUCGAAAAAGAAAGCAAUAUCAUCUCAAAGGUCUCAGAUAAGCUGAUCCAGAGGCAGACCCCUCAGAAUGACAACAGUACAACACCAAGAGGUUCUGCAGCUGUACUAAAAGUGCUGCUCGCCAAGCAGCCGGCUACAAAAAACAACCAAACACAUUUCUCAGAAAGGAAAGAAGAGGAUGAAAUGGACGAUAUGAAUGCCCAAAGAAGCAGCGCUGGCCAAAAGCACGUGUUGCUCAUGGCCAGCACACGGACUGGAUCCUCAUUUGUGGGGGAGUUUUUCAACCAACAUGGAGAGACCAUGUUUUAUUUGUUUGAGCCUCUGUGGCAUGUUGAACGCAUGCUGGCCACAGCAGCGGAGGUGAACAAUGGGACCGAUUUGCCAGUAAUAUACCGGGACGUCCUCCAGGCGCUCUUCCUCUGCGAUUUCUCUCUCCUUGAGAAGUUCAUCUCUCCUCCACCGAAGAACCAUGUCACCCCUUAUCUGUUUCGCAGAGAGUCAAGUUUAUCUCUCUGUGAAGAAGCUGUUUGUACUACUGUGCUCAAAGGUGUUUUUGAGAGGUAUCGCUGCAAGAUACGCCAGUGCGGACCACUGAACUUGACUCUUGCAUCGGAGUCCUGCCUCUCCAAACAAUACCAUACCAUCAAGGCUGUCCGUGUGCGGCAGCUGGAUACAUUGCAGCCUUUGGUGGUGGACCCUCGCCUUGAUGUCACAGUUAUCCAGCUGGUUCGAGAUCCACGAGCCAUCUUAGCGUCACGCAUGGUGGCCUUCUCCUCAAAAUACAAGACAUGGAAAGCCUGGGCAAAGGACGGCCAGGUACCUGAAAAUGACGAGGAGGUGAGGAGACUUAAAGGAAACUGUGAUCAAGUUAGGAUAUCUGCAGAAUUGGGACUUAGCAAGCCCCAUUGGCUAAAGGGACGCUACAUGUUGGUGCGUUAUGAGGAUAUUGCUCGAUACCCAAUGCAGAAGGCUGAGGAGAUGUACAAGUUUACAGGGAUACCCUUUAGCUCCCAAGCAAGGGAGUGGAUUCUGAGAAACACACAGACUACAGAGGAAGCCAGUGGAAUAUACUCCACACAGAAGAACUCCUCCGAGCAAGCAGAGAAAUGGAGGAUUACCAUUCCCUUUACGCUGGUUCAGGUUGUGCAGAACGUGUGUGGUCCGACCAUGAAGUUGUUUGGGUACAAAUUUGUGGAUAAUGAAAAUACACUGAUUAAUAAGUCUAUCAGUUUGCUUGAAGAUAAAGAAUUUCUAUAAUCAAGUGGAGUUUCUACAAACGACUGAAUCCAGCAGAACAUUCAUCCAUGUACAAUACUUGCUUUUUUCUUGCUGGGUUGCUGAUGGGGCUGAUGCCUGUCUUCAGCGGUCAGUUGUUGAGAGGUGGGGUACACCCUGUACAGGUUGCCAGUUCAUCACAGGGUGACACAGAGACAAACAACAAUGCACACAAACACUCAAACAUAAAGACUAUUUAUUAAGACCAAAAAACCUAACGUUCAUGGUUUUGUCCUCUGACUGUAAGCCAGAGUACAUGAAGAGAACCCACACAUGCACAGCGAGAACAUGCAAACUAAAUGUAGAAAGACCCUGGACAGGAUUUGAACUCAGGACUUUCCUCAUAAAAUUGCGUUACUGUGCAACCCUCCAAUUGUAAAAAAACCACAAAAAAAACAAAAACAUUUAUGUACAGACAAAACAGCAAGUACCAUGUUAACUUCAUGCCUGACUUUACCAACAGAUAGCCUUUUUAAAGGGAAUAACGUCUGCACACUGCAUUCACUGAGAUGCCAGUUACUCCAACAUUGUGUCAUAUUUAAAUUUUGAAAUAAGGCAGAGUUUUGAAGGGCCACUGUGUGAGAUGUAUAGGUUUAGUGUAAGAUUAUAGUAUUUUCAGGGAAAAACAAGACUGUAAUAGUAAUUUGGGAAUAGUGUCUGUAGUAGAGAGGUCCCUGAUAGCGCUCCAAGUCAGCCAAGAACAGGAAUUUGCCAAUGCUGGGUCCCAGCCUGAUGCUUCAUUACAGAUAUUAAUAUCAGUGCCAUGCAUGACUCUGCUUUCAAAGUGCAGUAAAAAGAACCCAUUAAAUUUGAUCAGUAUUACAUCAUCUACAUUAGACUUGUGUUGGUGUCUAACAUAACUCUAUCACCAAUGACGCUAUAGCAACCCGAACAAAGGGUUGAGUUGGGACAUUUGCUUAAAUUUUUUGAAAUAGUUUUAUCUUAUAGCUUUAUCCUUUGUUUCUAAAAAUCUAAUAUAAUUCAACAAACUCCAAUAUUGCUUCUGCUAACAUUGUUUUCAUGUGGAGAACCUUUCUGCAGUGGUAAGAUAAUGUUGGCAUGUUUUCUCUUAGUCCUGGGGGAUAAUAUAGCUCAUAACACUAUUUAGGGCAGUUCCAGUGAAUUAUGUGUGGAUGAAAUGGGAAAUGAAAAAGUUGAUCUCCUGCUUCGUAAAGUUGGCACAUUAUAAAAUUGAAUGAGCAAGUCACAUUACACAGACAGACAGACAUCUGCUGCAACCAACGGUCUUUCUUUUACUGUUAAUGUUAUUGUAAAGAGUAAACAAAAUUCAUUAGAUGGACAAAUAAUGUGCAGGUUACAUUUUUUGUAUUGUAAAGAUACAAAACAUUUUUGCAAGCCAAACAACACAACGUGUUUCAACACGGACCUAUGCAAAACAUCUGCACAACUUGCUGGGGAUCAAAUUACAUAUACUGGGGUUGAGUUAAGUCAGGGGAUCCAAUACUGAUUAUUUAUAGAUACUUAGGAUUAGAUCGGGACAUUCAGUGUCUGUAUGUAUUCACAAAUAUUGACUAAUAUGGUAAUAAUCCCACCCUAGAAUAGACAACUAGAAUCUCAUUAGAUCAGAUGUGAUGCGCUUUGGUAGUUUUUAUAAAUCUUACUCAGGUAAAGUGACUAUGGAACAGCAUUCUUUGUGUCUUGAAGGGACAUUUAUACAAUGUUCUCCCAGCUGUAUGUGUAUGAUAAUGUUAAAAAUGUUAUCUUUGGAUUUUCAAUGAAAUUUGUGAACAUAAAAGCAAACUUAUGUGAUGAAACAUCACUUACCUCAGAUGGCUUUUUAAUAGUUCAGUGAUUUCCUACCUCCAAGUGAUUGUGAGGCUUUAAUAUCUGACAAAAUAAGCUUGUUUUCUAAUAACCUGCUGCUCCUUUCACCAUACUGCCUAAUUUAGAGAUAAAACAGUAAAACAAAAAAUAAUUCUUGAACAACUGUUGGGUAUGAUGUUUGGGUUGUAUUAUCUGACAAAAAGUCCUCACAUUUUUAGGUAUAUUAAGACCAAAAUAAUUUAAUCUUUAGAAAAAAGAGAAGCUUUUUUCAGAAAGCUAUUCUUGUUUUGUGUGUCUGCAUGCCUAAACCCAUAUCAUUAAGUAAAAUCCAGGUGGUGUUGCAUUGGUGGUGCAUAAAGGUAACUACUGUGAAUAUGAUUCAAUGACAGCAUUGUGUUCAGCUUGCCUGAGGCCCCAGUAAUGUUGCCUCGCUGCUUAAGGAAAGGAUUUUGGUUUGGGUAUUCAAAUGGAGUGUGCCUAUCCUAACUUUGUUUUAAAAAUCUAAAGUUAAUACUUCAAUAAAGUACCAGGUUGUCAAAGUUACUGGGCUGUUAAACUGUCAAUGUUUAGAGUUUUUUUUUUUCAUUAAUACUAUCUGUAAUAUUUUUUCUAAAGUAAUUCUUAGUUGUUUUUUAAAUCUAAAAGUAAGUAUUUCAGGUUUCUGAUGCUGAUUAUUGAAAUGUAACAAUACUUACAAGUUUUUCAUUUAAAAUUUGGUUGACAAUGUUUUUGCCUGAUUUAACCAAAUUCUAAUCCUUCCCCCUUUUCUUCAGGCAUUCAUCUAUAAAUUCUUCAGUCUUUCUAACUCAAGUCUAAUACAAAUCAGCCUUUUAUCAAAAACCUGUUGUGUUAAUUUUGCUGAAAUUUUUUUUAAAAUCCUUUUCAUUCAUUCAUUUAUCUUCUGUACCGCUUAUCCCAUAGUAGAUCACGGGGGGGCUGGUGCCUAUCUCCAGCAGUCUAUGGGUGAGAGGCAGGAUACGCCCUGGACAGGUCGCCAAUCCAUCGCAAUGUUAAAUGUUUUUUUUCUUCAAACUUUUCCAAUGCAAUUAUAGUUUUGUAUAUCUAGCCACGUUUUGCUGAAUUGUUGAUAUAAGUUGUUUGAUUAGUUUGAUACUAGAACUGGAUGGGGUAUUAUCUUAAAGGGAGGGUUUUCAUGAAAGCAUUGAGUAAGCCUAAUCCUAUUAUUUACUUGCUGCCUGUACUCUUUGCUGCCAUAUUUAUUUUUUACAGAUGAACCAAGAUGUCAAAUUAUAGAUUAUACCUAAUUUAUUAGAACUGUAUCACACAGAUGUAAAUGUUACUCUGUUGAAGUAGUAAUUAAAUUUCUUUUGAUGUGAGUGCUUUAAAUGUGUAAAAAAAUGUUUUCUUAAUUAUGAAGUGCCAGACAUGAUGAGUUACAGGUUCAAGAGUUUGCAUUAAAAAAUUUGCUUGUCA
Messenger RNA from Girardinichthys multiradiatus, 4785 nucleotides. RefSeq names its product carbohydrate (chondroitin 6) sulfotransferase 3a (gene chst3a). The transcript has 4 exons. The coding region runs from base 241 to 1548 and encodes 435 amino acids. Gene Ontology annotation, biological process: N-acetylglucosamine metabolic process; carbohydrate metabolic process. The record is from RefSeq and is a predicted model, not a curated record. Gene Ontology annotation, cellular component: Golgi membrane. Lineage: Eukaryota; Metazoa; Chordata; Actinopteri; Cyprinodontiformes; Goodeidae. Gene Ontology annotation, molecular function: chondroitin 6-sulfotransferase activity; N-acetylglucosamine 6-O-sulfotransferase activity.